GGGGGGGAGAGACACACAGAGACAGAGAGGGUUAGAAGAGGGAGAAAGGAAUUCAGAACUGUUUAAAUGGGAAGGAUAGGGGCUGCAGAUUGAACAAGCAAACAAAACAACUGGAAAAGUGGAAGCAGAUACAUUUUACGCACGAGAAAAGUGAGAAGUAGUUUGGGAAAAAGGGGGGAAAAGGGCAUUAGAUUUUUUUCUUUCAAACGUCUCUUUUUUUCUUCUGAUGACUCAGAAAGGAUUCCUGUUCAAAUCAGCCGCUCUGCAGGAAUUGAUGGUGUCUUUUAGGGGAAACGGAGCCGAGGGGAGGACUCUGAAUGCGCUCGGAUGAACCAUGCUUGGCUUUUGGAUCCUAACUUUGGCACUCGCUUUCAACAAAGUGUGCUGUGUGCGAUUCUCCCAGGAGCCGGCCGACCAGUCCGUGGUGCUGGGAGAACGGGUGGUGCUGUCCUGCGUGGUCUUCAACUAUUCGGGCAUCGUGCAGUGGACCAAGGACGGCUUGGCCUUGGGCGUUGGAGAGGGUCUUCGAGCCUGGCCCAGGUAUCGUAUACUGCGGGCGCUGGACACCGGCCAGUACAAUUUAGAGAUCUCACACGCUCAACUCUCAGAUGACUCGCUGUACGAGUGUCAGGCCACAGAGGCCGCCCUGCGAUCCAGAAGAGCCAAGCUCAAUGUACUUAUCCCCCCUGAGGAUCCGGUGGUGGAGGGAACGCCGGAGCUGCUGCUGAUGGCUGGUACUGCAUUCAACUUGACCUGCGUAACCCGCGGGGCCAAGCCUGCAGCUCACAUUCAGUGGACCAAAAAUGGCGUCCCUGUGGAGGGAGCACACCACUCAACGGAGGUACUGCCAGACAGGAAGAGAGUGACGACCAGGAGCUAUCUCCCCAUCACUCCAGUUGACACCGACAGCGGCAGCAAUUUCACUUGUGUGGCCAGCAAUCCAGCGGUGCCAAUGGGCAAAAGAGCCACUGUCACUCUCAACAUCCACCAUCCUCCUACAGUGACCUUGUCCAUCGAACCUCGCUCUGUCCUGGAGGGAGAAAGAGUCACCUUCACCUGCCAGGCCACAGCCAAUCCACCCAUUAUGGGCUACAGGUGGGCUAAAGGUGGUGUGCUGCUGGAGGGGGCCAGGGAGAGCGUAUUUGUCACCACGGCUGAUCAUUCAUUCUUCACCGAGCCCGUGUCGUGUCAAGUGUUUAACGCAGUGGGGAGCACCAACGUCAGCAUUCUCGUGGAUGUGCACUUUGGUCCAAUUCUAGUUGUGGAGCCCAGACCAGUGACAGUGGACGCAGACUCAGAUGUCACUUUGAACUGCAAGUGGGCUGGAAACCCCCCACUUACUCUCACUUGGACUAAAAAGGGUUCCAGCAUGGUUCUGAGCAACAACAACCAGCUGCAUUUGAAGGCAGUGAGCCAGGCUGAUGCAGGACAGUAUGUCUGCAAGGCCAUCGUGCCACGCAUUGGAGUUGGAGAGACCGAGGUUACGCUCACCGUCAACGGCCCCCCUAUCAUCUCCAGUGAUCCAGUUCAGUACGCUGUCAGAGGUGAAAGAGGAGAGAUCAAGUGUUACAUUGCCAGCACCCCACCACCUGAUAAGAUUGUCUGGGCGUGGAAGGAGAACGUGUGGGAGAAGGAAAAAGGCACUCUGAUGGAGAGAUACACUGUGGAGCAGAGCAAACCUCAGUCCCAGGGUGGGGCUGUCCUUUCCACAUUGACUAUCAACAAUGUCAUGGAGUCCGACUUCCACUCUCCAUACAACUGCACUGCCUGGAACUCUUUUGGACCUGGAACCAUGAUCAUUACACUCGAGGAGAAAGAUAUUGUUCCAGUGGGAAUUAUCGCUGGUGGUACAGUGGGCUCCUCCAUUCUGCUACUCAUGAUUCUGCUGCCACUUGCCUUCUUCUUCUACCGCCAACGCAAAGGCAGUCGCCGUGGUGUCACACUUGGUAAGCCAGACAUCAAGGUAGAAACGGUCAACAAAGAGACCCAUAGCUUGGAGGAGGAGGCAGCCAACGUCUCUACAGCAACUAGAAUGGUCAAGGCCAUGUACUCCCCGUUCAAAGACGACAUGGACCUGAAGCAGGAGAUCAGGAGCGAGAGCGACACGCGGGAGGAGUAUGAGCUGAAGGAUCCAACUAAUGGCUACUAUAACGUCCGAGCUACCACCCAUGAUGAGGCGCGACCCCAGUCCCGUGUUGUCCACUACCAGGGAGAGUUUCGCCCCCCGAAUCCUAAUACCGGACCAGGUGGAGCCACUUCGAGCGGUCCUUCUGCUGUAGCCAGUGGUGCAGUUCCUCCCAGCGCGGUGCCUGGCUCAAGAGCUGGCUGCUAUGACCCUCGUCCACCCUCCAGGAUGUCCCAUGCUACAUAUGCCCAGUUUAACACCUUCUCCAGGGCAGCCCAGAGGCAGGAUGUUCCUCCAAAUCCUGCUCUUCCAUCACCAGGAGAUUUCUCUGGAGGAGACUGUGGCCUACUGGACAAUACAACCCAACUACCAUAUGACAGCUAUGGAUUUCCCUCCCAAUAUCCAAGCUACCGUGUUGGCUUUGCUCCUACAAUAGAGGAAGGGCCUGCCUAUGAGAUGUAUCAAACAGGACAGGGGAGCGGUUCAGGGCCAGGAACAGGACAGCAAAGUCCUGAAACAGGCUUGGCAAAGUACGGGAGUUCUACUCGCUUCUCGUACUCAUCCCCACCCUCUGACUAUUCCCAAAGACACACACAACGAAUGCAGACUCAUGUGUGAGGAAAACAUAAACAUACUUCUUGAAUUUAUGCUUUCAACACUAUUACACAACCUGUAUAAAUCCUAACAUGCUGUUUGUGAAUCUGAGAGAAUCUGUUUUCCUUUUUCAUGGCAAUCACUGCAUGGAUACCUGUUUUUUACACUAUUACAAUAGCCAACAUUUAGGAGCAUUAUGUACGACACAGAAAGAAGCAAUGCUUCUUUAUGUUAAAUCAGGCAGGCUUCCGUUCUGUAAUCAUCUAAAGCAAAAGCGGAAUGCGGAGAAAAGAAGAGAAGAGCACUUUGCCAACUUGACUUGGAGGCGGGUCAACCCUUGACCAGCGUUUAGACCACCCCCAGUCUCACAGUCCUCCCAAACCCUCCCAUCUCUGUACAUAAUGUUACAUUUGGGUCAUUUUAAGAUUAUAUUUCUUGUAUAAAGCUAUAAACAGCAAACCUCUAAGUAAAACACACAUUUUUUCAUUUUCUGACUUACAUUGCUAAUCACACAAACCCAGACAUACAACCCCAUGUCUGCAAAAAGAAUGCAGCAAAGGGGCAGCUUGGACUAUAGACAUAGGUGGCGCUUGUCACUGAAACUUGCAUAAUGGCUUUUAAUUACAAGAUCUACCUUGAUUUAAGUGGGACAGUUGUUUGGUGUGAUCAGGUGCCACUUCUUAUGUGCCAACACACAAGAAAACAUGGUGUCUUCUGUUUAUUUCACAGCGUGGACAAUGAGGUGCUCCGGGUAACAGGAUAAUACAAGACAAAGGAGCAGUAGCAAGCGUCUCUUUGCUCAAAAUCGUAUUGUGUCUCUGUCUUCAUCACCCAUAUCUAUACCUAAUAUUUCACCUGAUGUCAGACCUAUAGGAAGUGUUGUGAAACAAUGUGUGGCGGGAGCGCCUUCUCAUUCUAUACAUUUCUGCAAUUUGUGCAAAAAGAUACCUCCCCUACCCUAAAGUGUUCAAAUGUACUUGUUUUUCUCACUUGCACAGUAGGAUAGACUUUUUUUCCAUAUUUAUACUAAAGCGUAUAAAAAAAUGCAUUCAGAAACAUUUUAUAAUAUUUUUAUAAGGAGUUGUGGACCAAAGGUUCAGCAUUUUGGGGGACACUCACUUUUCGAUGUGUAAUGCGGUGUUAACGUUCGGAAGAGAUCCGAGUUCCUUUAAAAUGAAGUGGUUUUUAAUGUUGUAGGCUUAAAAUAGAAAACUUAAAGAGAUUCACCUCAAAAUAACAAAUAUCUAGCAGGACAGGUUACCUGCUAUGGAUAUAUUUGUUUGGUGUGAAACUCUUUCUUUGACUUCCUGUCUUCUGACUGGACUGCCUUUUUUCUAAAGCUGGUGACGACAUUCUAAUUGAAAGGCCUGGAAAGAGCAGCUGCUCUAUCGGAGCAGUUCUGUUAACUUUGGAAGCAACCAGAAGGUUUAAAUGUGGUUUAACAUAUCAAAGUGAGGGGAAGAGGGUUCUAUCUAGCUCAUAUGGAUUUUUUUACUAUUUGUAAGUACGCAAAUUUUCUCUCCACAAUAUCAAAUUUGCUGGUGUUUGUUUUUUCAUUGUGUUUUGUCAGGUCUUAGUGUGUGUGGCCAGCCUUUAAAAGCAGGUAUUGGAAACUUGAAAAUCUGGGGGAAGUAGAAAAUGCAAGUACCUCCUCCUCCCCUUACUGCUCAGCUUUGCUCUUAAACGAUUUUCAGUAUGGAUAGCUGUUGUGUUUAAAGCUCCCGUAUUAUUCUACAUUUUGAAAAGAAAAGAUAUUAACAAUAAAGCCCUCAGAGCAUGUGUUACACAGGAACAUUUCUCUCAGAUUAGGCAUUCACCCUUUCCCAAAAACCUCCUUAUUCAGCUCUCCUCUGGACAAUACAACAUAUAGCUCCAUCUAUAGUUAGAAACCCCUGAUACAGAUAUGUAGAAAGCCUGAACAAUAAGGCCAUCUUCUAUUGCUUUGGUUAUCUAGGCUUAAGAAAAUGUAAGAAUGUCCACUGAUUAAUUUGAGUACAUUUUAUUCCUUAAAGAAAACUAAUAUAGGCAAAGUAAUAAUUUUGUUCAAAAAUCAUCAGUAUUUCUUGCUUCUCCUCAUUUAACCUCCUUGGUGAGUCACUUUUGAUCCUUUGACCAUAUUUUUGUAUCAAUAUGUUGCUAAAAGAUUCAGUUUUGGUGGAUUGUUCAGAACAUCAUGGAAUUCCACAGUUCCUGAUGCCAUGCAAUCUUACAGAUGCAUAUUGCCUUUACCUAGAAAUUGGUCUGUUUUUCUGAAUCAACAAGAUAAUGCUGCUGUGAUUUCAUAGUGGGUGUUUUGUUAUUGUUGGCACUGCAUAUUUCUAAGGCUUUCCUUUAAAGAAGCUUCAACAUGUCCCAUUUGUGGAGUUUAAUUCUUUUUUUUCCUUUCUUUUGGGACUCAGACACUAGGAAAUUAUCCUGUCUCUCAGUUAUGUACUGUAGAUAGAAUCAGUAUUAGUUUGUUGAAUUUGUGAAGACCCCUCUACGCUGGUCGUUUCCCCUCUUCUCCUCUAAGUUUAUCUUGUAAAUUCAGAAAAACAAAUUAUUUUUGUUGAUUUUUUUAGAAUCCAAUACAUUUCUGUAAACUCCAAAUCAGCUCCAACAGCCUUAACAUAAACACUUUUACAGCAUCAGAGAAGUCCUACCGUAUUUUAAAAAAUUAAUGAGUAGUUUUUUUUCUAUAUCUAAGUCAGAACCAUGCAAAGCUGGUUAUCGACACACUUGGUCUAAUGCAACCAAAAUACUAAUAGUCGUAGUGCUAUUUUCAUAAACCUCAGUGCAAACUUUGCAUUUUUAAAUUUGGAGAGGGAACAGAAACAUGUUUUUCUUGCAUGGCUCUGAAACAAUAAGGUGGAGUUUAGAGCCUUUGAUAAAUGUAUUGCGACCCUUGGAUUUUUUUCCUUCUGUAAUGAUCUUGGCACUGAUUCUGCGCUGAUCUCUCCGUCCAUACAUCUGCUCUGCUCAACCCGUCCGCAAUCAGCUCUGAACGGCUUCACCUGUUUCCAUCACUAUAUAAUCCCCAUCAGACCAUUCCUCAGUACCAGAUUAUACCAUACCAACCCGGUAAACUUAAUCCAGCGUAAUCUAAGUUAUCUGUCCGCCCACCAGUUUAUUGACCUGUUCUGCACCCUGAUACCGAGCCUGCCUGAUUCCAUUCGUCCUGGAUAUCCUCUCAGUUCCGCCUCUGAAUCUCUGGAUCUG
Cyprinodon tularosa is the source of this 5917-nucleotide messenger RNA. RefSeq names its product kirre like nephrin family adhesion molecule 1b (gene kirrel1b). The transcript is spliced from 15 exons. Gene Ontology annotation, biological process: cell-cell adhesion. The record is from RefSeq and is a predicted model, not a curated record. Gene Ontology annotation, cellular component: cell-cell junction. Gene Ontology annotation, molecular function: cell adhesion molecule binding. Bases 335 to 2743 code for a protein of 802 amino acids. Lineage: Eukaryota; Metazoa; Chordata; Actinopteri; Cyprinodontiformes; Cyprinodontidae.